CCCUCCCUCCCACGCCGCGCUCCGCCUCCCGCUCCUCUGCACGCCGCGGCGCCGCCGUCUCCGUCCCCGCCGCGCCCUUCGCCAUGAUCAUCUCCAAGAAGAACCGCCGCGAGAUCUGCAAGUACCUCUUCCAGGAGGGAGUCUUGUACGCCAAGAAGGACUACAACCUGGCCAAGCACCCCCAGGUCGAUGCCUCGAACCUCGAGGUCAUCAAGCUCAUGCAGAGCUUCAAGUCCAAGGAGUACGUCAGGGAGACCUUCUCGUGGCAGCACUACUACUGGUACCUGACCAACGACGGCAUUGAGUUCCUCCGCACCUUCCUCAACCUGCCGUCUGAGAUCGUGCCCAACACCCUCAAGAAGUCCGCCAAGCCCCCGUCCCGCCCCUUCGGCUCUGGCCCACCCGGUGACCGCCCCAGGGGUCCUCCUCGUUUUGAGGGUGACAGGCCUAGGUAUGGUGACAGGGAUGGUUACAGAGGAGGCCCACGUGGUGCUCCUGGUGAUUUUGCUGGUGAGAAGGGUGGAGCUCCUGCUGACUACCAGCCAGCUUUCAGGGGUGCUGGUGGUGCCAGGCCCUUUGGCCGUGGAGGCGGCGGUGGCACGUUCGGUUCUGGACCUUCCAUGGAGUGAAGAAGCUACACUUCAGCAAAUGGGAGCACCCAACUGGUCUUCAGAUCCAAUGCAAGCGUUGGGUGCUGUCCAAUCUGUUGAUGUUUGAAUUCUGUGAACACCGCGAUGAUUUUGUUUAUCGAGAUUUGUAGCUUAAGACCAUGGUUUAUGGGUUCGUCUGUGUUAGAAUGAGCUCUUUGAUAUUAAGACUGCUGUUGGUCGACUCAGAAUCUAAAGAUGGUCAACUUGCUAUUUAA
Hordeum vulgare subsp. vulgare (domesticated barley) is the source of this 865-nucleotide messenger RNA. RefSeq names its product 40S ribosomal protein S10-1-like. The transcript has 5 exons. The coding region runs from base 84 to 629 and encodes 181 amino acids. The record is from RefSeq and is a predicted model, not a curated record. Gene Ontology annotation, cellular component: cytosolic small ribosomal subunit. Gene Ontology annotation, molecular function: structural constituent of ribosome; RNA binding. Lineage: Eukaryota; Viridiplantae; Streptophyta; Magnoliopsida; Poales; Poaceae.